GAAUCCCCUUCCGCCCUCAAUGGUGUUGCUGGUUCUCCCUCUGCCUCACUCAUGGAGAAACUCCCCGUAGAGAUCCUCUGUGAAAUUAUUGAUUACCUAACUCCACAUGAGCGGGUACAACUUCAAUCUGUUUCAAAACGGUUGUUUCUGGUCGCCCGUGACAAUAAUCUCUGGAGACUCCACUGCUACGAAGAGUCAUGGAGCGCCACGCGAGCCUCUCGUUCCGCUAAUGGCCACGGCUCCGAGAGCCUUGUCACCAUCUCUACCGCACCGCUGAGUGUCCUAGGGCAGACUACCCUUCGAUCCCUCAUUCAGCCCCAUGCUGGGAAUGACGGGGUUGGUGCUAAACCAUCCGAUCGGGCGCCGUCGUUUGGUCUCCGAUCGCGAGCGGCCACGGAGUGGGACCCGUCGUACGAGGGUGAAGAUGUGAACUGGUACUCGGAGUAUAUCGCACGGAACGGGCCUAUCUCGCUCAGCUGGAUGCAGCGCCCGUUCACAAGGGUGGAAGGCCAGAAACGAAGGGUGUAUCGUGAAGCAAAGGGCAUGGGGCUGCUGCGAGACUGGAGCUCAGCCAGGGAAAACAAAGUCAUCGCUCCUCUGGACGAUGGCAGUGUUUGCAUUUGGGACCUCAACCACUCCCACUCGAUUGGGUCUCAAGAGACCAAGGGUAAGAUGAUUGGCGUCAGCGCCCCGGGCAUCUUGAUGACGAACCUAUCUGGCAGGAGGGACCACGCCGCGGCAAAACAGUCUCUGGAAUAUGUGAAUCUUGGGGAAUGUGUGAGCGUCGACUCCAUUCGUCGAAGGGCUUAUCUAGCCGUGGGAAAUGUCCUGAACGAAGUCGAUCUGGAGACCUUGCGGGUGGUCUCUCAACAACGCUAUCCUUGGUCCGUGUUCGCCUUGUCCCAGGAAACGGACUAUUCCGUGCCGUUGACACUCGCUACGACGCUGAGUCUACACAUCUACGACGGUCGAUUGUCGGCAAGCGAGGAGGAAGAAGCCAUUAACCUACGAUGCGAAGAGCCAACUGUUUCGUUGGUUCCAAAGUCACAGCUGUACGCUCCGCCCGACUCGCCGCUUCUGCAACUGCAACCUGACGGCCGACCUCCGCACCGUAUCAGAAGCCCGGGUCCCUCACAGAACACCGACGAUUAUGCACCGCUCUUCCAACCAGGGCCCCUCUCAUUGCUGCACCCCCCAGCGCCGCAUGUUCACUCGAUCUUCCUCGCCGGCCGCUUCCCAAGCAUUCUUCAGUACGACCGCCGAUACUUUCCGCGGCUGCAAAACACAAUACACUCCGGUGGUCAGCUUUGUGGCCUUGCAGCCGUUCCCGCGCCACGAUUUCCCAUCUCCGACUCAAGCUUCCCCUCCUCACACAAGCUAGUUGCCUGUGGCGACUAUAAAGGCAGAGGGUCACUUGAAUUGUACAACCUCGCCCCAUCCAACGACAGCGAUAUGAUCAACUCGUCCGGGUCGUCGUCUGUGGUGUCGACGAUGUAUCACAACCGCCAAAGUGUCGCCAGAUCCAAGGUACUAUCCGUUGAAUCCCACGGUACCCGCAUUGUAUAUUCGGAUGGGGAUGGGAAUAUCAAAUGGGUGGAGCGUGACGGCCGGUCCGAAGUCCGUCGCCUCAACAUCAACAGCUACCAACCCCCACACCAUCACCACCACCACCACCAUCAUCAUCAUCAUCAUGGUCACCACCAUCAUAAUACUCGAGUAGGUUCCUCCCACCGCCGCCACCACUCCAGCGAAACUGGACACCAGCCACGAGCAGCAGACGGCGACACAGACCUCGCCACCGGUCUGUGGGGCUUGUCCCGAUCCCACAGCGAAGGCGAGGUCGCCCGCAAGAUCCUCCCCACCGGCGGCAGCCUGACAGGUGACGAGCUCCUCGUCUGGACAGGCGAACACAUCGGCCGAGUCCGAUUUGCCUCCGCCAGCAGUGCGGAUUUCGAAGACGAGGACGACGAGGACGACGACAUGCUGAUGGACAUGGACCUGGAUGAUGCUGCGCGCGAGGAGCUCCGAGCCAAACGACGAGAGCUACGUCGUCGAGAAAACGAAUACGCGAAUGCGAUGCGCAGGGCGCUGGAGAGGCAGGCUGAUGAGGUGCGACGCAUGGGAGGACUUGGCCUUUAGAUUGAUGAGAAUCAUGCCAAAUCAUCCCUUAAACACGAUAUCUCAACCGACUAGCAUUUGUUUUGAUACCAUUACAUUCUCUCUACCUCUCGUGCUUUAGCGGACGAGUCCGGCGGGUCUUAUGGAUUUUCCUCGCCCGUGUGUGUCGCUUGAACUUUGGCUUUGUAUGUACCCUGCUGCUCGUUUACCUGCAUGAUAGACCGCUUGGCUUUGGUUGAUUUGCUCUCUUGCUGCCGAUGUUGCGACGUAUAGAGUCUUUUGGUACAAAAUCCAGCAUUUGCCUCGAAUUGUAAGAAUUACUAAGGUGCUGAGACUGCAGUGUUGCAGUUGAGAUACAGAGGCAUCCGCC
Molecule: messenger RNA, 2488 nt
Organism: Aspergillus uvarum CBS 121591
Lineage: Eukaryota; Fungi; Ascomycota; Eurotiomycetes; Eurotiales; Aspergillaceae
Exons: 2
Coding region: 52-2139 (695 amino acids)
Biological process (GO): protein polyubiquitination
Molecular function (GO): protein binding
Source: RefSeq, a predicted model, not a curated record